UUGUAGAUUAUCCGGAAUUUUGCACAAUUUUCUACCAGCCUGCGACGUGCUGACCAACGCGCAGCGCAACUCUGGCAUGGCCCACCCUCCGACGCCGCCGUCGAAGGCCAUCGGUGGCAGCAGAGAUGGCGCGCUUGGAUCGACCAACUCUGGCAGUUUGUCGACGUCAGAUCCGGAGGUGUUGCAUGGGGACGACGUGUCACCCUUGGAAGUAUACAACUUCGACGUCACCAAGUACAAGGAUGGAUCGUUCAAGCUCGUGACGGCUGUGGACCCGCUCGUGUAUCUGAGCGGGCGCUUUCUUCGACACGACGAGCACGCAGCUCGCAAGACAAAGGUGAACUCGGUGCAGUUUGACUGGCCUCACUGCGGUUUCUCCAUUCGUGUCAAGCACACACGAAGCGUGGGCAUUCGGCUGAAGGGCGAAGGCAACUACUUCAACGUGUUUGUCGACGGCGUAUUCAAAUGCAUCUUGCGCGCGUCGUUGAAAGCGAGUUGCUGCGACGUCGCCACGUUCGGCGACGACGCGUUCGACUCGGACGACGAGCACACGGUGACCGUGAGCAAGCGCACCGAGCCCCAGAUGCGCGGCGCCGUCUCUACGUUCAAGGUGUGCACGUUCUACGGGUUCGUUGUCGAGAAGGCGGCGGUCGUGCUGCCGUUUGAUCCGGGGUUUCGUCAUCGCAUCGAGUUUAUCGGGGACUCGGACACGUGUGGCUUUGGCAACGAGGGAGUCACGUCGUCGUCGAAGGGCAUCUUUGGAAUGAAAGGGCGCAUGGAGAACGUGUACAACGGAUACGCGUGCAUCACGGCGCGGAUGUUUCAUGCAGAAUCGCACAUCUUGGCCUGGAGCGGCAAGGGCGUCAAAAGCAAUCUGGGUGACUGGGGGCCAAACAUGAGCUCGAUGUGGAAGAAGACAAUUGCGUCCCGAGAGUUUGCAUGGGACCUCGACUCCUGGCAGCCUCAUGCGGUCGUGAUUAACUUGGGCACGCAGGAUCUGUUCCCGCCGGCGUCAUCGGAGGCCGAGAUCGUCGAAGCGUACACGGCGCUGCUCGAAGACGUCCGUCAUCAUCGACCGGAAGCGCACAUUUUCUGCGUUGUGUGCGACGAGAACUGCAUGAGCGGCGAAGACGACGACGUGAACCGGAGCCGCAUCUCGCUGCAGCUGCAGGAGAUUACCAAAGUCGCCAUGUCGCGCGUAAAAAAGAUGGAUCUCCGCAUGCAUUAUGCAUUCAUCAAGAUUCCUGGCGGCCUUGCGCCAUCGGACUUUGCCAACAUGAAGCACUACGCCGUGAGCGGCCACGUCAAGUUUGCACAAGCAUUGGCAAAAGAGAUUGCGUUUCGCACCGAGUGGGACGUCACGGACGACCCCGUCACGAUUCCAUAUCCCCAACCCAAGCAUCAAAUUCUCGUCCCAUCCGACAAACAGUGCUCAAUAUCGUAAUUAACUUGCCUUCAUCAGGUAUUUCUUUACCCGAUGCUGUCUUGACCAGCA
Messenger RNA from Aphanomyces invadans, 1495 nucleotides. RefSeq lists its product as hypothetical. The record is from RefSeq and is a predicted model, not a curated record. The transcript has 4 exons. NCBI's taxonomy places the organism in Eukaryota, Oomycota, Saprolegniomycetes, Saprolegniales, Verrucalvaceae. Bases 77 to 1444 code for a protein of 455 amino acids. Gene Ontology annotation, molecular function: carboxylic ester hydrolase activity.